UUCAGUAGUAGGCUACUGCUAUUCGUUUGUUUGAAGAUGGUGUUAAUGCAGGUUGUUCUGGUCUUGCUUUUUGUGGCCUCUACCUUUGCACGAAAAGAUGUAGUAAUAGACUGUAAAGCUAAUUCAGUCACUGUUAAAUGGAGGCCUGUGUUGAGCUGGGCCCAAAAGGUGGACCCUUCAAAAGCUCGUCUGGGUGACUGUCCACCCUCAAGUUUGAAUGAGGAUGUGCUGCUGUUCUUAGUUUGGCUGAAUGACUGUGGCUUCAGAAGACAGGUGAAUGAGGACAAGGUGACCUACAUUAAUGUGCUGACAUAUGGACCAGACCCUGAACUUCCUCCUGAGCCAGUAGAGUGCAUUUAUGACACAUCUGGAAAGAGGACUAACUUAGAAAAGAUGGAGAAUGACCAUGUCUUCAGUAUGAAGUUUAUGAACAGUGAUUUUAGUGGGCCUGCCCCAUCCUCCAUGUUCACCUUGGGCUCCAGAAUUUCCAUCAAGGCUGAGGUGGAGCAGCAGGGUCUUCAGCCUCUGCAGAUUUACCUGCAGAGCUGUGUGCUAGCAACAGCUCCAGACCUCACUCAUGCCAGCCAGCUGCAUACCAUCAUUUCCAAUACUGGGUGCCUCAUUGAAAGCAAAGAAGGAAACUCGAUGUUCUUGCCAAGACAGAAGCCCUCUGAAAUCCGCUUUUAUUUUCAAGCCUUCAAGUUUGCCUUAGGAGAAACUAUUUUCUUCCACUGUGACAUGGAUGCAUGGGAUCACAAGAGCUUUGGUGAAGAUAAAAAGGCUUGCUACUACUUGAAAGAGCAAAGAAGGUGGGAGCUUCUGGAUGAUUCAUACCGAAGUUACAUCUGUAGGUGCUGUGACUCUGCUUGCAUAAAAAGAACCAGCUUUGAGUCUGGGGCAUCUACAAAGAAGGUUAUUGGACCUUUUACAAUAGUUGAAGCUGCUCAGAACAAUGCAUCAGACACAUUCUGGACUGCUGAAGAAGGAUUGAUUGGAGUUCCGGUGUGGGUAGUGGUGGUCACCGUCCCACUAUUGCUGCUAUUAGUGGCUGGAGCCAUUGCAACAGGAUACUACCUGUGCUUUUGGAGAGGUGGAAGACUAGGAUAUCGACCUAGCCGAGAUCUUCUGACAAAAUAUUAAGCUUAAUAAAGAUAAGUAUUCUUAAAUGGCUAACGCCUGGUUCCUGAUGUUUCUUACACUGACAUGAGGUGGUUAAAUUCUUACUGCAGGUUGACUUUUCCUGCAGAGAAUUUGGUCUUUAAAGUAAUGGUUUGGUGAAAAACCUAUUCAUGUAAUUCCAUUUUAGAUGCUGUUGAGAAACCAAGAUAUCGUCGCUGUCCAAUGGAAAAACGUAUCUCCAUUUUUUGCGAUUUUUACUUUUCUGCAUUUCCAUUUACUUACAGUGAAAGUAAAGAACAUUUUUGUCCUCUCCUGCAAAGUUACUAUUUAAGAUACUUGGUUUUCUUUGGACAGCAACGAUGUGUCAGUUUUGCUUUUUUAUGUUGGCAGUAUGAGGCUAGCAUUGCUAACAAACUCUAGAAGUAGUCACCCAGUUCCCCCCCAUCCCUUCCCUUUUGGUAAAUACAUCCCGCAAACUUCUCUCAAACUGCAUCCAGGUCUUCCUGAAGGUCUUGCACACUUGUCAGUGUCAUUUAGGGCCUCAACAUGCAGAUGUUUUAGACAACAGGUGUUGUGCUGAAUUCUGACUCCCUGUCGUGUGUAUCAUACAGGCAUACUGAUUCCACCAGUUGCAUUUGUUUUGUUACUUCAACAGUUAUUCAUAAUAAAAUUUUCAAAAUGAAUCUCUAGAAAGAGAAACAAUGGAAAUUGUGAAUAAUCUAGCGUCCAUGUGCUUGUGUGAUGAGUAUAUAUGCAAGUGGAGUCACCAUGGCUGAACUAGCUGCCUGCUGCAUUUUGCUACAGUAUUUUGCUUUUAUAGCUCACUGUCAU
Messenger RNA from Colossoma macropomum (tambaqui), 1950 nucleotides. RefSeq lists its product as uncharacterized. Gene Ontology annotation, biological process: egg coat formation; binding of sperm to zona pellucida; positive regulation of acrosome reaction. The transcript has 10 exons. Gene Ontology annotation, molecular function: acrosin binding. NCBI's taxonomy places the organism in Eukaryota, Metazoa, Chordata, Actinopteri, Characiformes, Serrasalmidae. Gene Ontology annotation, cellular component: extracellular matrix. The coding region runs from base 37 to 1140 and encodes 367 amino acids. The record is from RefSeq and is a predicted model, not a curated record.